GGGGAGCGGGCAGGCAGCGGCCGCCCGAGGAUGCGCAGGAGGAGGCACGGUCCGUGACGGUGGCUGAAUCACGUUUCUCCUGCCCGGCGGCUGCCGGAGCAGGAUAAAAGCCCCGCGGACACCGUGGCUGCCCAGCCGCUUGCCGCAGCCCCUCCGCAGCCGGCACCGCCAUGGGCCCGCGCCUUCGCCUCCUGGCCGCGCUGCUGCUGGCCGCCGCCGCCGCCUGCCGCGGGGUGCCGCUGGCCGGGGAGCUGCGCUGCCGCUGCCUGCGAGUCGUGAGCGAGGUCGUCCCGCCGCGGCGGCUGGCCCGCAUCGAGCUGCUCGCCGAGGGGCCGCACUGCUCCGUGCCCGAGGUCAUAGCCACGACGAAGCAUGGACAGAUGCUCUGCCUGGACCCCUCCGCACCCUGGGUCAAGCUCAUCCUCACCAGGAUCCUCAAGCAAAACCAGCGGGGACCAACCCUAACUCCAGCCCUUCUGGAGGCCAAGGUAGCUCCUGGCUGGGUGUGAAAUCAGCCUGGGUGUCCCAGGAGUAACUGCCACUGGUCUCUGGAGGGCAGGCUGCCUGGUUGUGCCACUACCACCACCAGGCAACUCUCCAGAAGACACAUCUCCUGUGGUACUCGGUGCGUGGGGCAUGGAAGAAGGAAAGAUCUCCUGAUUGGCUUUGUGACUUGCUUAAUGCCUGUUGCAGUUCACCUAAGCAGCUCUGAGGAGGAAACAUCUCCAAAUGAAGCUACUGGUGAAGAUGGAUGCUGGAAGAAGCAAACAGCCCAGCUCUCCAGUUCUGAAUGAGUUUAUGGACCAGCUGUUCUAUGAUCACUUCCCUUGAGACCCUUCCCUCCCUUCCCCUCAUAUUUAUUUCUGCCCAUUCCUAUGUAUUUAUUGACUAGGAUAGAGUGGUUGAAGCAGUUUGAUAACGCAACACGGACCUUGCCAGACACCUCUCUGCAGCUCUCACCAUCUGACUGAGAACCUCUGCAUAAACUCCUUCUCUCCAAAUAGUAUUUGCCAAUGAGUUUUUACAAACAGCAUUAAUAUCCCAAAAGAAGAUGGGGGCAUUGUGGAGACCCUUGUGCCAGUGCUUGCAGACAGCCUGACCACAGAGGUUGGAGUGGGACCACGUUGCAAUGACUGAUGCCUGCCCCUUGGCACUGGAGUGCCUGCUUAGGCUGAGAUGGGAGUGAAGGAAUCCCAGAACACCAGGCUGGAAAUGAUCCCAAGGAUCAUCUGGCCCAGCUUUCCUGGGUGAUGGUGUAAGUUGAAAUGAGAUGGUUGAAGCAAGAGCAGCAUGGUGCUGCCACACUCAACCUGCUGCCUCGUGUGCCUGAAGGAGCCCUAGGCUCAGAACAUUCUUUUUUCCACCACUGCAACUCCCUUAGCAGUUACUGUGGCAGCCCUAGGACCUGUGAGCACAAUGGAAUUACAGGGAGCUUUGCUCUUCAAGUCUCUCUCUAGUCAACAUUUAGGGCACUUUGAGAAAUUGUGAAGUUUCCUGCUGAGAUGGUUUUAGCUUCUAACAAAAUCCUAUUGGGGCUGGGUGGUUUGUUCCUUUCCAGAUGAGUUCACGUUGAAAUAUUUGGUGUUUAUACACAAGCUGUAACAGAACAGUAAAGUGUUCUGAAGAGGUGAGAUAUUUUAUGUCUGCUCGUAUGACAUACUGUCAGAAUCCAGAGGGAAAGAGAAGUUUCCCAUAUGCUGCUUUGGAAAAUCAAUAGGUGGGUUUCUCAUGAAAUGAUCAUGCAAUGAAAUAAGACUGCAAUAAAAAUACAUUUGCCUUGUGGAAAA
Pogoniulus pusillus (Red-fronted tinkerbird) is the source of this 1787-nucleotide messenger RNA. Its product is annotated as alveolar macrophage chemotactic factor-like. The transcript is spliced from 3 exons. Gene Ontology annotation, biological process: defense response; immune response; chemotaxis. Gene Ontology annotation, cellular component: extracellular region. Bases 171 to 509 code for a protein of 112 amino acids. The record is from RefSeq and is a predicted model, not a curated record. Lineage: Eukaryota; Metazoa; Chordata; Aves; Piciformes; Lybiidae. Gene Ontology annotation, molecular function: chemokine activity.